AUGUCCGGGCGCGGGAAGCAGGGCGGGAAGGCGCGCGCCAAGGCCAAGUCGCGCUCGUCGCGGGCCGGGCUGCAGUUCCCCGUGGGCCGCGUGCACCGGCUGCUGCGCAAGGGCAACUACGCGGAGCGCGUGGGCGCCGGCGCCCCGGUGUACCUGGCGGCCGUGCUGGAGUACCUGACGGCCGAGAUCCUGGAGCUGGCGGGCAACGCGGCCCGCGACAACAAGAAGACGCGCAUCAUCCCCCGCCACCUGCAGCUGGCCAUCCGCAACGACGAGGAGCUCAACAAGCUGCUGGGCAAGGUGACGAUCGCGCAGGGCGGCGUGCUGCCCAAUAUCCAGGCCGUGCUGCUGCCCAAGAAGACCGACAGCCACAAGGCAAAAGCCAAGUAAAUGCUCUCUGAAGCUAAUUCUGAAACAAAGGCUCUUUUCAGAGCCACCCACGUUUCUCAUAAAGGGUUGAAUCACUGUAGUUUUUAUUACGUUCCGGGGGAAGGCAGAUAUGUAUGUUAUCUUCAUUUUUUUUUUUUGAUUACCUUGUUUUUUUCGUGUACGUUUUUGUUUUCCUGUCUAUGUGGGGCGAUUUUCCUAAUGCUGGUUUCUUUUUUUCUUAUUGGAAUCUGUUUAUCACAGAGCAAUUUUCUUUGUCGAUGCCAUUUAAGAAUUUCUUAAUUGAUAAGUAUUUUGACCUUUUCUGUGUGUUAACCCUAUGAAGUAAGGGUUUUAGAACAACGUAGAUGUGCCAUGUCCUGCCUAGCUGGCUCUUACUGCUCUUAAGUGUUUUGUUCUUGUAUUAGAGGACUGUACUGAAGUCUUGGUAACCUGGAUUUUUUUUUUAAUUUUUUUUUUUUUGCUUUAAGUGUACAAUAAAGAAGCUAGUCAAUGUUGCACUUGCAUAUUUCAGAGAAAGGGGAAUGGGAAGGAAGAAAAACUGAGACAAAUUUAAGCCCUGAAUUGAAUCACCCGGUUCUUGCAGUGACCUAGAAUAAUUUGUUUCUCGGCAGGAAGGGAGUUCCUACCCUCGGGCCCCUGACUGAUCCACUUUUGCUGCCUUUUAACACUCGGGUAUGGAAGAGUCCCACGGGCUUUUCCUUGGCCGAACGGUGGAACACUAGGGAAGGGUUUCAGGCAGGGAGGAUUGCUAGUAUUGUCAAGGAGCGGCCUGAUGCGCUGUGCCGCUACUGUGGAGGUCACUGCAUUACACUGGAAAGAGCACGAUCGCUUUCAGUUUCAUUUUUCUGGUGCUGGUCGCUGGAUCCACGCCCUCUUCUCCCUGUGGUAUGCGGAGUUUCGAGCCGGUACUUGGUUUUGGGGAAAAGCGAGUCAUUCUUACAAACGCUGCUGCUCUUACAGCAAGUCACGGUGUUGCUUUAAAGUUUAAUUCUCUGGUGCUGCUCUGCUGGCUUCUGCUUUCCUUCUGGCUCU
Messenger RNA from Cinclus cinclus, 1422 nucleotides. RefSeq names its product histone H2A-IV. Lineage: Eukaryota; Metazoa; Chordata; Aves; Passeriformes; Cinclidae. The coding region runs from base 1 to 390 and encodes 129 amino acids. The transcript has a single exon. Gene Ontology annotation, molecular function: DNA binding; protein heterodimerization activity; structural constituent of chromatin. Gene Ontology annotation, cellular component: nucleosome. The record is from RefSeq and is a predicted model, not a curated record.